ACAGAUCCGAUUUUUGACAUAUAUUAGUGAUGUCAGGCAGAGUAUGUUAGACCAAAUUCACAAAUAAUAAAAUUUACGUGAAACAAAUUUAAUGUCAGCAUGAGUCUUAUACCAGAUGCUCCUAUUCGUGAAACAACAUCUUACUUUUGGAGCUGCCUCACUUUACAAGAUGAUUGUCCAUUCUUUUCAUCAGCUGAUCCAAACUUGUACUACUUUGCGAUUACCCUGGUGAGCCUUUACACAGGCUUUUUGCUAAUGAUUCUUGCUGACUUAAAAUUUUACUGGUCCGUGGAUCAUUUUCAACGACAAAUUGAUUAUUACGUAAAUCUGGUGCGAAAAAAAGUGAGGCAUGUCCAGUUGGAUCAAAGAAGAUUGAUGUCCACACAAGAGAGAACUGAGAAGCAGUUGAAGAGAAGUGAGGAAUGCAAGCAUAUGGUGACCGGCAUCAGAGGAGCUCUGGAGACUGAUGAUCCGCAACAACUAAACGCUUUAACAGCAUAUUUCGUUGAGACAAGACCUCCUAACAGGAGCACCUGGAACGCAACGAGACGAUGUCCUCAGACCGAUUCAACCGAUUGGUUCGCCUAAAAUUGUUUGUGACAUAAUAUUAAAUACUAAAAACUACCUUCGGAAAUGAAGCAAUUAAGAAGAAGCUAAGCUGCGAGAUUGCAUCAGACAAACUUCUUGUUCUCCUACUGCAAACUAUCUUCAUUACGCUACAUUCGUGUAUCUGCUAUCUAAAUCGUAUGGUAACAUUGUUUUGUGCCCACAUUCACGUUGCACAUAUCCCGUUACCCAAACUAGAUUUUGUCCUAUACAGCAAAACAUUUGGCUCCGCUCCAAUGGGUUCCUUUACCAUUCUAAAAUUAUUUAUUUCCAAAAAAAACAAUAAAAAUAAGUAAAACAAAUAAUUAAAUGUUUUAGUACAUUUAUUUCACACAAACACACGAACUGUCAUACAUCUCUAAUAAAUAACCCUAACUUACCUAUUUGUUAAUUUUAUACAAAGCUUUGGUUACAGUAGUUACUUCCAAACAAUACAGUAGUUACUAAGAUUAAUCUUAAAUACAAACAUACACUACAAUGUUAUACUACAAUUACUUUGGUGUUACUCGGUGGCCUUAAUGUCGGCAAAGAACAAUGAACAAAAAUGGUAUCAACGAAAACUUAACAUAAAAUUAACAAACACAGCCAUGAUCAAAAUUUAACAAUAAUAUCACAAUCAAAACUUAACAACAAUUCAACGCUUAAAACUAUGUAACAUUAACAAUAUUUAAUCGUUCAACAAAAUUAUACCAAAUGGUAAAAACAAUAAGUGCGUAAUGACAAUUUUAUCCCCGUUCAUGUGUUUUGUACUCAGUCACUUUGGAAACUAUUGGUUGAUGGGGUUUAAUUUAAUUAUGAGCUUAACAGUGCAAUUUAUUUUCAGCGGCACGUGUAUCGAAAUAUCCAAAUUAACAACGUGGAGUGUGCUUGUAAUAAAGUAUACCAUAACAAAACGAUAUUAAGGGGACAAAAUAGUCACUAGGCUUAAGUAUUCAACAGAUUCGUACAAUAAUAUUGAAAUUCCAGCAAUAUUUAUACGUCACUGUGAUAAAAAACAAUGCGUCCAAAUAGGAUUCGAACCUCAUUGGUCAGAACCCUAUAAGAAGGCAAAAACACGAAACAACAAAAAUGAAACAAUAUUAGGCACAUUACGGUAAUAAGGCACGAUGUGAUUGUUUCAAAACAAGGCAAACUUAAUAAUUAAUAGGAGGAGAGGACGUGAAGCUACUUGAAGAGAGCACCUUGCAGAAAACAAACGGAAAAUAAACUGGAAAUUGACAGUGUACAAGUUUGAAAUUAAUAAAAUGUUUCAACUAAAUUAAUAAGCAGAAGAUCUAACAGUCAAAGAAUUCAGUCAAAAAAAUCAGUCAGAAGACCAUACAGUCAAAAAAUUCAGUCGAAAAGAAAUUAAAAACAAAACAAAAACUGAACUUGAAAUUAACAGCGAAAUCAACAAUAAGACCAACAUAACAAUUAAACAAAAACUCAACAAGAAAUUCCUUAACAGAAUUACUGAGGCUUCAGGUUUCAUCGUUAACAAGAAUUAAUAACAGAGAAAUCAAACUUUAACAAUUUUUACAAUGGAAAGUGUCAAAAGAUAUUCUUUCAACUGAUUAUUGUGGUAAGUACUGUGAGUCAUACCAGAUUGAUUACAACAAAAACUUUGUGAAAUUCGUAGUUUAAUUUUGGAUCGAAAGCAACAUUAACAAGACUUUUGAUAACGCGAAAUCGCUACGAAUUCAAUUUUUAACGGAUAUCAGAAGAUUAACAAAAACAGAUGAUAGUAAAAACAAAACAAAAACUUAACUUGAAAGUAACAGUCAAUUCAACAAGGUUAGCAUUAACAAAUUAGAACACAAAAAUUAAAAGUAAGAUAAUGAUUAAGGCGGAAAACGACUAUUAAAGAUGGACAUCAUAGUUAUUACUGAGAAAGAAAUCAAACUGCAACUUAGGUGCAUAAGAUUGGAAUGAAAAUUAAUAAGAUAUUAGCGGUCUAUUUCUUAAUAGGUAACCUAAACGCGAUGAGGUUAGAAAAAACAUUGAUAGGAAUGCGACCCAAUUCCCGGAAUAGUCAAAUGACAUUAUUGAUCUACUAAGUGAGUUGUUGUUGAGGGAGUAUCACAUUCUCAUCAAUUAAAUUUUCGAAACCCUCUUUAUCUUGCUAGAUGGACAUGGUCAGAAAGUAACAAACAAAACAAAAACAUAAUAUGAAUUUAACAGACAAAUCAAUAGUAUAACUGGCAACGAAAACUUAACAAAUCUGAAAUUAAUGAACAUGAUUGUUUUAUUGUUAUUGGCAUUGAAUCAAUGUUCAAUUGUUCCUAACUGCGGAUGACAUUUUCAUAUCUGUACACAGCAAUAUCUGUCUUGCAGCAGAUCUGUCUUUAGUUGUAUAACACUUUAUUUUAUUGCAAAGAAAGUGAUAAAUUAAAUUGAAACAAGUUAGCGUAAACGAAAUUGUGGUGCACGCUAAUUACUAGAACAACUUUGUCGAGUAUAAAAAUAAGUUUAUUAUACGAAUAAUAUUUACAUUAUAGGAAUAAACGUAUUCUAAUAAAACUUUAACAGUAGCAACAGUUAAAAGAACAAUGUUAUAAGUUCUUAAGUGUUAUGAUGUCAGUAAGUGUGAUGAUAAUAGUGUUCCCUAUUUAUAGCGUACACCCAAAUUCACUUUCGCUAGAUAAACAUUUUAGGUGAAGACUUUAAAAUGUACCAAAAUACAUUUUUAAAUUAACCAAUGAGUUGGAUUUAAACACCACUGAAGCUGCAAGACAGACGUAUACGGAAAAAUGGUUGUUAUAACAAAAUGCAAACUUAACUUGAAAUCAACAACAGUUUAACAAAAACAAACAACGUUAUUACUCAAACAAAAAAUCAACGCUAACAAUUAAUCGAACACUGCACUGUAACUGAACUUUCAUGACAGGUACUUGAGCAUAUUUUAACAAGAAACUUUGCUGCUUUGGUCUUUAGUCUUCGAAAAUGAAUCGUAACAGAAAUCGGUUUUAAAACAAAAAUUCAACGGUUUUCAAACAAAAACUUAAAAAUACUACCCAACAAUAACAACGUUUCCAGACCAGCUGGUUUGUUGCUAAUUAAAACAAAAAAUCAACAUAGUUAUUUACAAAAACAA
Molecule: messenger RNA, 3679 nt
Organism: Spodoptera frugiperda (fall armyworm)
Lineage: Eukaryota; Metazoa; Arthropoda; Insecta; Lepidoptera; Noctuidae
Exons: 2
Coding region: 100-588 (162 amino acids)
Source: RefSeq, a predicted model, not a curated record